Mus musculus (house mouse) is the source of this 3603-nucleotide messenger RNA. It is a transcript of the gene Apcdd1, whose product is annotated as adenomatosis polyposis coli down-regulated 1. The record is from RefSeq and is a predicted model, not a curated record. The transcript has 4 exons. Bases 792 to 2066 code for a protein of 424 amino acids. Gene Ontology annotation, biological process: negative regulation of Wnt signaling pathway; hair follicle development. Gene Ontology annotation, cellular component: plasma membrane. Lineage: Eukaryota; Metazoa; Chordata; Mammalia; Rodentia; Muridae. Gene Ontology annotation, molecular function: Wnt-protein binding; identical protein binding.
UGCUCAUGCUCAACUCUAGUCCCUUUGGGUCAAAAGCCUAAGGUGGGCCUUUGCCCCUUUCUUCUGCCUCCAAAGACCAGUGCUCAAAGGACUACUUGUGUGUUUUGCAUCCACAAGGCAUUAUUUAACAUUAACAACUGUAUUUACCUCGCACAAGGUACCCAUAUUAAGUAGUAGUUAUCCCUCAGCAGUCUGCCGACUAAAAGUCCAAGCUGUUGUCGGUUUGGGGAAGCACCUGUGCUUUGGAUGGUGUCCCGGUUGCUUGAUUUAGAACAGCUCAGUGUUGUUCCUGAGCAGAGGGAGAAUUCUGAUGAGCCAAGACUCUUAACUGGAAAGACCAGGCUCUCAAAAGCUUCACGGACAAACUCUGGGCAGUGAUUCAAGAGUCCCUGCCUCUACUGGUCUAGGCUCUGCUGUGUCCAUACAGAUUGGUGACAAACCAUGUUCCUGAGCCUGUCCAGCCAUUUUGCUCCAUAGGACCCAGUCAUGGGGUUUCUGGCUUGGGAGCCUAACAUUUAUCUAAGGGCAUUUCCUCCUUGUCAGUCAACACAAACCAAAGGAAUCCUGGUCUCUCUUAUUGUGUUAACUUUGCUUCCAUUUAACAGCCUCUUAAUGUUUUUUCCCACUGAGUGGAUAAAACUUUUGAGUAGAUAGAAGAGCAGACUUCCAUUUCUGCCAAGAUUCCAUUUCAGAACAAAGGACAUCUCGUACCAGCCUAGACAAGGACCCUGAUUUGAAGGAUUCAUGAGUCUAUAUGUACCAGCUGUGAAGUAAGGUCGGGUCCGGAGUUCAUGACAAGGUCUUACAGGUUCUACAACAAUAAUACCUUCAAGGCCUACCAGUUUUACUAUGGCAGCAACCGCUGUACAAACCCCACCUACACCCUCAUCAUCCGAGGCAAGAUCCGGCUUCGCCAGGCGUCCUGGAUCAUCCGUGGGGGCACCGAAGCUGACUACCAGCUUCACGGCGUCCAAGUCAUCUGCCACACAGAGGCAGUCGCUGAACAGCUCAGCCGACUGGUGAACCGAACUUGCCCAGGCUUCCUGGCUCCUGGUGGUCCCUGGGUACAGGACGUAGCCUAUGACCUGUGGCAGGAGGAGAGUAACCACGAGUGCACCAAGGCUGUGAACUUUGCCAUGCACGAGCUGCAGCUCAUCCGUGUGGAGAAGCAGUAUCCCCACCACAGCCUGGACCACCUGGUGGAGGAGCUCUUCCUGGGCGACAUCCACACGGACGCUACCCAGAGGGUGUUCUACCGGCCGUCCAGUUACCAGCCGCCCCUGCAGAAUGCCAAGAACCACAACCAUGCGUGCAUAGCCUGCCGCAUCAUUUUCCGGUCAGAUGAACACCACCCUCCCAUACUGCCCCCCAAGGCUGACCUGACCAUUGGCCUCCACGGGGAAUGGGUGAGCCAGCGCUGCGAGGUACGCCCCGAGGUCCUCUUCCUCACCCGCCACUUCAUCUUCCACGACAACAACAACACCUGGGAAGGGCAUUACUACCACUACUCAGACCCUGUCUGCAAGCACCCCACAUUCACCAUCUACGCUCGAGGCCGCUACAGCCGCGGUGUGCUCUCAUCUAAGGUCAUGGGUGGCACGGAGUUUGUGUUCAAAGUGAAUCACAUGAAGGUUACUCCCAUGGACGCAGCCACAGCCUCCCUCCUCAAUGUCUUCAGUGGGAAUGAGUGUGGGGCUGAGGGCUCCUGGCAGGUGGGUAUCCAACAGGAUGUGACACAUACCAAUGGCUGCGUGGCUCUGGGCAUCAAACUACCUCACACAGAAUAUGAGAUCUUCAAAAUGGAGCAAGACACCCGAGGCCGCUACCUGCUGUUCAAUGGCCAGAGGCCCAGCGAUGGCUCCAGCCCAGACAGACCAGAGAAGAGAGCCACAUCCUACCAGAUGCCCUUGGUCCAGUGUGCCUCUUCCUCACCAAGAGCUGAAGAGUUGUUGGAAGACAGUCAAGGUCAUCUGUAUGGCAGGGCAGCAGGGAGGACAGCUGGGUCCCUGUUGCUUCCUGCCUUUGUCAGCCUUUGGACUCUCCCACAUUGGCGCAUCCUCAGAUAGAAGACAUUUCCUGAACCAAGACUCUUUACCGUGUAUGACUUUCCUUCACACAGAGAAAGGACAUUGAUUCUUUUGAUGCACUUGAAUGCCUUGAGACCUGCCGUUGCCUCUCCUCUCCCCACCUCUUCCAGCCUCUGCGCCAUGAGCAGUGUGUUUGAAGUUUCAGCUUUGAAUGUCUUCCCGCCCGAUCCGUGGCCUGAGAACUUCAUAGAGGUGUGAUUGCACUUUAUGUCUGCAGAGAGCUGGGGCGAGUGUGUUUAGGGGUGGCAGCUGCCUUCUUCUCUCUGUCCCCUGACUCCUGACUGUGUUUCUGAGCUGAGCUUAAAAGAUACAAAUGACAAGCUGCAGCUCUCUCUGCCAUUGCUUCUCUUUAUCUCUCCAAAUCCCUUCCACACUCGAGGUUUUCGACACUGGAACCCAGUGCAGCGUUGGCUUGGGACCGCCAUGAAGACCCCAUGUUUGCGACAGGAGAGCCUGGGUUGGUGUUGAGUACAUAAGAGACGAGGCAAGGUUCAGCUAAGUCUUUGUCCCAGCCUUAAUGCUAACCAACACUUUCAGAAAUGUUGAGUAGAGAGGUGUCCCUAAAGCUUCAAUGGAACUUAAACUCUGUUGACAAGCGAGUGCCGGUUUUCACUUGUUGAGAAGAGAUGUGUGCCAUAUACUUGGUUUGGUGGCUACAGAGUACAGCCUGCUGCUUAACCCUCAGAGGAGACUGAUCCAGUUGGGAAAUUCAGAGCAGCUCCUGCUCCAGGCAGCCAGAAGCAGCAGUGGGGGGUGGGGGUGGGGAUUCCUUGUGUUAAGUGCCACACAACUGACAAGGAGAUCUGUGGAGUUUUUCUCCAAGUGAACCAAUCCCCUGUGUCCUGGCUCACACUGUGGUUAGGGUGGGCACAUCCACUCUGCCAUCUUUAACACACAGAAACCAAACAUCAGUGCUCCAGUAGCUUACUAAUGGAAAGAGGUUGGGGUGAGACUCACCCACAGAUGAGCCACUCUGCUAGGAGCCAGCUGUCCCUGUGCUCCUUGGUGGGGUCUAGGAGGAGUCACCCUGUUACUAGAAUUACCAGCUUGAUUCGGCUUCCUCUCUGCAUUUCCCUGGUUCUGCCCCACCUGCGAGGUCCAGAGCCAUCUCAUUCAGGGUUCGCCGCUUCACAGUCAUCCGAAGGGAGGAGGGGAUGGCCGCCACCCAUUCCUUUGUAUUAUUGCAACUGGUGCUAUAAACACCAAGUGCUAUUGCUCACAGAGACCCAUGAAGGUAGGUGGAGGAGAGACAAAAAACCUAGCUGGAACUGAAAGCAGACAUGGAGACCAGGACCCAGGAGAAGAGUCAGUCGUGUAUUUAAGAGUUCACUUUGUGAAGCAGUAGCUUUCAGUGCGGUGUUAAAUUAUAACGAAGGCAUGGAGUACCAGAGUGCUUUAUAUUUAGAUUAUAUUUUAAGUCAUGGUGCAUACUUGAGGGGGUUUAUUAAAAAUGAAAGUACUAACUUAAUGUCUACUAAGUUUAAUAAACAAAGAAUUUGGAAGUAACCCCACGAAA